Molecule: messenger RNA, 912 nt
Organism: Plasmodium inui San Antonio 1
Lineage: Eukaryota; Apicomplexa; Aconoidasida; Haemosporida; Plasmodiidae
Product: serine/threonine-protein phosphatase PP1-alpha catalytic subunit
Exons: 4
Coding region: 1-912 (303 amino acids)
Cellular component (GO): cytoplasm; nucleus
Molecular function (GO): protein serine/threonine phosphatase activity
Source: RefSeq, a predicted model, not a curated record
AUGGCAUUAGAAAUAGAUAUAGAUAAUGUAAUAUCAAAACUAAUAGAAGUUCGAGGCACAAGACCAGGGAAAAAUGUUAACUUGACAGAAAAUGAGAUAAAAAUAUUAUGCCUUUCCAGCAGAGAAAUUUUUCUUAACCAACCUAUAUUAUUGGAAUUGGAGGCACCCAUAAAAAUAUGUGGAGACAUUCACGGCCAGUUUUAUGACUUGCUAAGGCUCUUCGAGUAUGGCGGCUUUCCGCCGGAUGCCAAUUAUUUGUUUUUGGGAGAUUACGUGGACAGGGGUAAACAAAGCCUAGAAACCAUUUGCUUACUGCUAGCGUACAAAAUAAAAUAUCCUGAGAAUUUUUUCCUCCUAAGAGGAAAUCACGAGUGUGCCUCGAUAAAUAGAAUAUACGGAUUUUACGAUGAGUGUAAACGAAGAUACAGUGUAAAAUUGUGGAAAACAUUUAUCGAUUGCUUCAACUGUCUCCCCGUUGCGGCAAUAAUUGACGAAAAAAUUUUUUGUAUGCAUGGCGGAUUGUCGCCUGAAUUAAAUAAUAUGGAACAGAUUAGGAAGAUAACCAGGCCAACGGAUGUCCCCGACAAUGGCCUCCUGUGUGAUUUAUUAUGGUCCGACCCGGAAAAGGAAAUAAACGGGUGGGGAGAAAACGACCGAGGAGUUUCCUUCACGUUUGGGCAGGAUGUAGUUCACAAUUUUUUAAGAAAGCAUGAGUUGGAUUUGAUAUGCAGAGCGCAUCAGGUGGUGGAAGAUGGCUACGAGUUUUUCGCGAAAAGACAGCUGGUUACGUUGUUUUCCGCUCCCAACUAUUGCGGAGAAUUUGAUAAUGCCGGUGCAAUGAUGAGUGUCGACGAGACGUUAAUGUGUUCAUUUCAAGUAGGGAAAAAAUUGAAAAAUAGAGAAUCGAAAUGA